CUCCGAGUACUCUCCGAAUGUCGUCAGUAAACAAAAUGUGGAGCCAUUUCUUCUUGUGCAAAGGUCAAGCUGAAAUCAAAGCCUCAAUUCAUGCGAAUACCUCAAAGAGUUCGUACACGUUCUUGAAGGGCACAAGCCCUUCCCGCCAAGCCUUUCAUGUUACUGAUUUGUGAUUACUAAUAACUAAUGGAGUUUCUUACACGGAUCGUCUCAAGUGUUGCCCAGUUCUGUACCUUUUUCCUGUUGGUCGCUUAUGUUGGCGUGAUCAAGAUGUCUAACAUAGUUCUCGCAUAUCUGCUCAGUCCUGGCCUCAAGAAGUCUCUGUUUGGCAAAUUCUUACUCUUACAUGAAUUCUAUCUCGACUCCAAUAUCACCCAUGUCAAUAAUGGGUCAUUUGGUGCUGUUCCUAAGAGGGUUAUGGAGGAAAGGCUAAAGCAUCUGUACGAGGAAGAGGGUUGCCCAGAUGGCUGCAUAUUCUACAAGAGCACUGACAGGUGGCUUGAGGCUGUGAAAUCUGUGGCAAACUUCAUCAACUGUGAUCACAGGGACUUAGUCUUUGUAAAUAAUGCAACCCAAGGAAUCAAUGCCAUUCUGCGAUCCCUUGACCUCAAGGAAGGAGAUAGCGUGCUUGUGACUAAUCAGACAUAUGGUGCAGUCUCCAUGACAACCCAGGAAGUAUGUCAUUCAAAGAAGGCUAACUUAGUGGUGCUUAACUUGACAUUCAGAACAUCUGACCUGGGAGGCCACUCAGAUUAUUAUGUUGUGGACAUUGUGGGACAGUAUCGGAAAGUUCUCCAAGAAAACCCAAAUAUCAAGAUCGCAAUCAUUGACCACAUCACUAGCUCAAGUGCUCUGUUGCUGCCGGUUAAGAAAUUGCUUAAGGCGUGCCAUGAUCAUGGUGUUAUGGCGUUAGUCGAUGGGGCGCAUGCACCCGGUCAGGUUUCACUGGAGAUUGACAGCCUUGAUGCUGACUUCUAUGUUGGGAACCUCCACAAGUGGAUGUUUGCACCACGUGGAACAGCAUUUCUUUGGGUCCACAAGAAGUACCAAAGCCAGAUCAACCCCCUAGCUGUCUCCUGGAAUCACUCCCUUGGAUUCCAGAUGAAAUUCUUGUUGCAAGGGACUGAAGAUCAGAGUAACAUUUUUGCAGUUGAGGCGGCACUGCAGUAUCACUAUCAUUUGGGAGGACUGGAGAACAUCCAAUCACACAACAUGGCUUUGUGUCAUUGGGCAUCUAAUAUGCUGGCUUCUAAAUGGCAGACAGAGACCCUACCCAUACCAGACAACAUGCGGGCGCCGUAUAUGGCUUGCAUUCGACUGCCUCAGGAGAUAGGGAUAGCCUAUGGGGCUACUAGGCCUGGAGAAUCAAAAGCAAGGAAGGACCUGUUUGAACGCUACAGCAUCUGCGUCGCUGUCACCUGCAUUCAGUCAUCAUUAUGGUGUCGUAUCAGUUGUCAUGUGUAUAACUGUGAGGAUGACUAUAAAAAGCUCGCAGAGGGUGUGCUUCGCCUUAAGCAGGCCAUAAUCAAUGGUUAUAGACCACCUGUUGAUAAGCAUGGUCUAAACUCACAGCUAUCUAGUGCAGCGACUUCAGUGGAUAAUAUUACGAGUAGCGAGAACUAUGCUAGUGAGCGCUUGUAGACAAAUAGCCCCUCUUUAUUGAUUGCACUAAUUUGUGAGAUUUAAAUGGACAUAACAGAUCUUUCAAUUGAUCUACUAUCCCUUCCUAAAAAGACUACUUGCAAGGGAAGACCUUUAGAAAUAUUCUCAAUUUAUUCUAAAAAAGGUUUGACCCCCCAAAAAAAUUCAGACUACAAAGAUAUGACACAACAACAAAUAUUAGUAAAAAUGAAAAAUUAGAGCCGUCAAGUUAUUUUACAGAAACAUCAAAUAAUGACCAAAUUGCAUCAUAUGGAAUAUUUUUUUUUUCAUAUUUUAUCUGAUUCAACAACUACAGAUCACUAAAGCAUUACUGUAGUGGCUCAAAAUACUGAGUGGGGGGCAUGAUACUAAGAUAGAAGCCUAUACUGGGGGUGGGGGGGGGACCCUAUUGGCACUGUUAAGUGUCCAAAGUGAUUCUUCAUUAAUAGUUACUAUGAGCAUGAGGCAAUUUUUUACUCUUAUAUAUAACCUAGAAGGCCAAUUUUAUUUCAUUUAAUAUUUAUUUUGAUUUAAUUUGCUUGAUAACUGUUGUUCAUAAAAAAAAUGAUAUCUUAUUUAUUGUUUGUGCUUUGAUGAAAAUAAACCACCAUCAGACAGCAAAAAUUUCAAUAGACAAAUAGGUGAUUUCCUCUACAAAUGUUAUUACUAAUAGAGAAACAACAACAAUAAAAUUACAUUAACAAUCCA
Nematostella vectensis (starlet sea anemone) is the source of this 2349-nucleotide messenger RNA. RefSeq names its product L-cysteine desulfhydrase. The transcript is spliced from 7 exons. The record is from RefSeq and is a predicted model, not a curated record. Lineage: Eukaryota; Metazoa; Cnidaria; Anthozoa; Actiniaria; Edwardsiidae. Bases 187 to 1641 code for a protein of 484 amino acids.